Cyanistes caeruleus (blue tit) is the source of this 2198-nucleotide messenger RNA. Lineage: Eukaryota; Metazoa; Chordata; Aves; Passeriformes; Paridae. The record is from RefSeq and is a predicted model, not a curated record.
UGGUCCUGGGGCAGCUGGAGGGAGAGUGGGGGUCUGGGUGGUGCUGGAGGGAUCAUGGGGGUUCUAGAUGGUUCUGGGGGUGUCUGGAUGCUUUGGAGGCUGGGCAAACAUGGGGUCUGGGCAUCCCUGGGGGAAACAUGGGAGUCUGGGUGUCCUCAGGGAUGGGUUGGGGGUCUGGUUAUCUCUGAGGGCAGUUUCAGGGUCUGGGCGUCCUUUGGGGAGACAGAGCAUGUGGGCAUCCUUGGGGGGAAACUUGGGGAAUAUGAGCAACCCUGGGGAGAACUUGGGGUUCCCGUGGGAGAAUGGGGGUUUUGGGGUUGUCCACUUUCCCUACAGCACCAGGUCACCAAGAGAAGGUGGGCAGUCCCCAGACACGUGGGUCCUUUCCCCAGCCCUGGGCAGGGGUCCCGUCUGUCCUGAAUUCUUGGUCCCCACACGCAGGAUGAGCACUGCUCCUCCCUGUGUCCCUACAACACCUUUGGCAUGAACUGCUCGGGGCUCUGCUCCUGCCAGCACGCCCUCGCCUGCUCCCCACUCGACGGCUCCUGCUUCUGCAAGGAAGGCUGGCACGGACCUGACUGCUCCAUGCCGUGUCCUGCUGGUACUUGGGGUCUCAGCUGCAACCGGAGCUGUGACUGCGCCCAUGGGGCGCCCUGCGACCCCCAGAGCGGGACCUGCCGCUGUCCCCCGGGCUGGCAGGGCCCUCGCUGCCUGCAGCCCUGCCCGAACGGGACAUUUGGGGCAGGCUGCGGGGAGCACUGUGCCUGUGCCCACGCUGACGGCUGUGACCCAGUGACAGGACAGUGCCACUGCCUGCCCGGCUGGACAGGGCCGCAGUGCAAGCAGGGCUGUCCCCACGGCUCCUGGGGCAGGGGCUGCCACAUGUCCUGCUCCUGCCGCAAUGGGGGCUCCUGCUCCCCCCAGGAUGGAUCCUGCACCUGCGCCCCGGGGUACCGCGGCCCCACCUGCCAGCGCACCUGUCCCACCGGCCGCUAUGGCAAGCGCUGCUCCCUGAGCUGCUCCUGCGCCAAUGGCUCCUCCUGCCACCCCACCAACGGCUCCUGCCUCUGCGCCCCGGGCUGGCGUGGCCCCCACUGCUCCCAGCCCUGCACCCCUGGCACCUUUGGGCUCCAGUGUGACCAGCUCUGCCGCUGUCCCCGCAAUGCCACCUGUGACCCCACCAAUGGCACGUGUCCCUGCGCCCCAGGCACGACUGGGCCCCACUGUGAGGCUGGGAAUCCUGACCUGCCCUACACCAUCGAGCCAGCCCCCCCUGCAGCCUACAGCCCCCUGGGCAUGGUGCUGAGCCUGGUGGCCCUGGUGCUAUUGCUGGUGGUCGUGGUGGUCACAACCCUGUGGUACCAUCGCUGGCAGAAGGGGAAGGAGCGGCAGCACCUGGCCGUGGCCUACAGAGCAGGACAGACGGACACCUCUGACUACAUGGUGCCAGAUGUACCCCCAAGCCACCACGCACACUACUACUCCAACCCCAGCUACCACACGCUGUCCCAGUGCCCGCUGCCCUCCCGCGGCCCCCAGGACAGAGCCAGCUCCCUCAAGAUGUCUGGCACCCAGCUCUUCCCUAGCAUGGAGAGACCUUACAGCCCUGAAGGCAAUGCCACGCUGCCUCCUGACUGGAAACACCUCGGGGCAUCGGCCCUGGGCCCCAGGGGCAGGCAGCUGGACCGGAGCUACACCUAUAGCCAUGGCCUGAGGAAGUGUGACAGCAAAGAGCACCCCUGGGAGGGGCUGGGGGCCAGCACCAGCUCCCUGGCCAGCGAGAACCCCUACGCCACCAUCAAGGAGCUGCCCCCUCCCACCACCAAGGCCCAUGAGGGCAGCUACAUGGAGAUGAAAUCCCCUGUCCAGCGGGAGAUGUCCUACGCUGAGAUCGGGCUCCUCGAGGAGCCACAGGAGGAGGGUUGUCCUGAAGGGCCAGAAGGUCCCCCCACCAGAGACCCCCCCAGCCACUACGACUCCCCCAAGAACAGCCACAUCCCCAGUCACUACGAUGUGCCACCUGCCCGCCACUACCCCCCGUCCCCGCCACUGCGCAGGAAGGACCGCUGAGGGACCCUGCGGAUGAGGGACUGGCCACGAGGGCACGGAGGAUCCCUGCGGGGACUGGAGUACCCCGGGACUGUCGCUGUCCCUGAGCACGGGCCCGCAGGUGGUGAAUAAACGGAGUUUGGUGUGGA